Messenger RNA from Dalotia coriaria, 798 nucleotides. Its product is annotated as lipase 3-like. The record is from RefSeq and is a predicted model, not a curated record. Gene Ontology annotation, biological process: lipid metabolic process. NCBI's taxonomy places the organism in Eukaryota, Metazoa, Arthropoda, Insecta, Coleoptera, Staphylinidae.
AUGUUUCAGUUUUGUACAGGGAUAUUAGAAAAACACAAUUAUGCUCAGCAAGUUCAUGAAGUACUAACUGAAGAUGGUUAUCUGUUAACCAUAAAUCGUAUUCUAAGUAAAAAUACAUCAGAUCCCAAUCCAAAAGUAGUGUUUCUAAAUCAUGGCUUCCUCCAAUCGGCGUAUUAUUGGCUCAUCAGAGGACCACCGGACGCUUUAGGCUUUGUGUUGGCCGAUGCUGGAUAUGACGUCUGGCUAAUAAACAAUCGUGGCAAUGGCGAUUCAAUGACCGCCGUACACCCACCAGCAACCGACGAUUUCUGGAAUUUUGGUCACGAUGAAAUCGGACUAUAUGAUACACCUGCGGCCAUCGAUUACAUUCUCGAUGAAACAAAUCAAACUGAUCUGACGUUUGUUUGUCACUCGCAGGGAUGCACUAUGUAUUAUAUCAUGUGUUUAGAGAAGCCUGAAUAUGAGGUUAAAAUUAACAAAUUAAUUGGGUUAGCGCCAUUUUUCGAUAAUAUUUUUAAAUAUAACUACGGACCAACUAAGAAUCUUCAAAUUUAUGGCACAACAUCACCACCAAUAUAUAAUUUAACUCUUCUUGAACACAGUCCAAAAUAUUUAUUCUACGGUGAUUUAGAUUACACUGUAAGUCCGAGGUCUUUCGAGCAUUCUCUGAAACAACUAAGUAAUGUUCAUCAAGUGAUAAGAAUUGAUGGAUACGCCCAUUGUGAAUUCACAUUCGGUUGGAGUGUAUAUUCAAAAGUAAACACAAAAAUUUUAUCAAUUUUACAAGAUAAAAAUUAA